Dioscorea cayenensis subsp. rotundata (Guinea yam) is the source of this 1357-nucleotide messenger RNA. RefSeq names its product amino acid transporter AVT1I-like. The record is from RefSeq and is a predicted model, not a curated record. NCBI's taxonomy places the organism in Eukaryota, Viridiplantae, Streptophyta, Magnoliopsida, Dioscoreales, Dioscoreaceae. The coding region runs from base 67 to 1266 and encodes 399 amino acids. The transcript has 3 exons. Gene Ontology annotation, cellular component: plasma membrane.
GAGCACUAUCUUUCCCUCUUAAAAACCUUCAUGUUCUCUACACUAAGCUUAUAAGAAGAAACUAAAAUGGAGUCCCAUACACCCACUAGAACAGGCACCACUUUUCUCAGAACAUGUUUCAAUGGAGUCAAUGCACUUGCAGGCUUGGGCAUAUUAUCAAUUCCAUAUGCAUUAUCACAAGGAGGUUGGCUAAGUUUGAUACUGCUACUCACAACAGCUACAAUAUGUUUCUACACUGGAUUACUGUUGCAAAGAUGUAUGAAUAUAAAUGCAAAUGUUAAAACCUAUCCUGAUAUAGGGGAGUUGGCUUUUGGCUACAAAGGAAGAUUAGCAGUAGCUAUAUUUAUGUACCUUGAGUUAUAUCUUGUGGCUGUUGAGUUUCUGAUACUUGAAGGUGAUCAUUUGGAGAAGUUAUUUCCAAACACACACUUUAACAUUGCUUGGUUUAAACUUGGAGGAAAACAAGGGUUUGUUUUGCUUGCAAGCUUGGUCAUUUUACCUACCACUUGGCUAAGGAAUUUGAGUGUUUUCUCUUAUGUUUCUUUUGGUGGAGUCUUGGCUUCCAUCAUUGUAGUUGGUGCAGUCUUAUGGACAGGAGUAGUUAAUGGAAUUGGAUUUCAUGAGAAAGGAGAACUUAUUAAUUGGACACGAGUUCCCACUGCUGUUAGUGUAUAUGCCUUCUGUUACAGUGGCCAUGCUGUAUUUCCAACCAUUUACACUUCCAUGAAAGAAAAAACUAUGUUCCCUAUGAUGUUGUUCAUAUGCUUCAUCAUUUGCACUCUCAACUAUUUAUUCAUGGCAAUAAUUGGUUAUCUGAUGUAUGGGGACAACACUCAAUCUCAAAUCACAUUGAAUCUCCCAGGAAAUAAACUCACCUCAAAGAUAGCAAUUUAUAUUACUUUAAUUAAUCCUUUUACUAAGUAUGCAUUGUUGAUCAUGCCUAUUGCUGAUGCCAUUGAAGAAAGUUUUCAAGUUUCAAAAUAUAAGUUUAUUGGGCUUCUUAUUAGAACACUUAUAGUGAUGAGCACUGUAAUUGUGGCAUUAACAGUGCCAUUUUUUGGGUAUGUUUUAGCUCUCACAGGAUCAUUUUUGAGUAGCACUGCAACAAUGUUAUUGCCAUGUGCUUGUUACCUCAAAAUAUUUAAGGAUUCACAAAGGAUAGGGUUUAUCCAACUGGUAAUUAUCAUUGGUAUUAUUGUAAUUGGUACAUCAGUUGCAGUCAUGGGAACAUUCUCUUCAGUUAAACAAAUUGUGUGUAAUUUAUAAGGGUAUUGAUCAUAUAUAUUAAUUUGCUUUGUAACAUCAGUAAUUAAUGUUCUAAAUGUCUCAAAAUCUAAUUGAUGAACAAUAAAAAUAU